ACUGUUGUAAAUUCAGCGGCACAGAAACAAAGCAACACAAUACCUAGAGUCUUAGCAGUUGACAGUCCCAAGGAGAGGCAGGUUAGCCUACGAGUAGGAAUUCACCCAUCAUCGCCCACUCCACCUGUACUCCACUCCAGCCUAGCACGAAUGAUUUUACAAAGACAAAGGUCUGUACAUGGUCUAGUUGGGCUUGCACUGCACCCAACUUGUCAUUGUGUUGCGCUGCACUGCACGGCACGGCACUGCAUUGUAUCGUACUGCACCGUAGAUGGCCGCUGCAGUAGACAUGGUGAUGGCGGUGUUCUGUUCUAUUCGGCCUAUGGUUCAACUCAUGAUGAUAUACCUACAUACACCUCACUACCAUGUACGCCUGCACAGAGAAUCUCAGUAUAAUUACAAUAUGUAGGCAAUUGCCAGUACAGCCCGGCAUCCUCAACUCCGGUCAUCAAUCUACUUCUACUCUU
This is a messenger RNA of Aaosphaeria arxii CBS 175.79, 467 nucleotides long. RefSeq lists its product as uncharacterized. Bases 151 to 396 code for a protein of 81 amino acids. Lineage: Eukaryota; Fungi; Ascomycota; Dothideomycetes; Pleosporales. The record is from RefSeq and is a predicted model, not a curated record. The transcript has a single exon.